AUGACGGGCCCAUCCCUCAGCCUCACUCAUCUGCUCACCAUCUCAGGACUGCUCUGUUACUCAGCUUGCUGCUGGGCCCUUCCCGGCCUGGAUCAGAAGAAGCGUGGCAGCCACAAAGCAUGCUGCCUGCUGACGCCCCCUCCGCCCCCACUGUUCCCACCACCAUUCUUCAGAGGGGGCCGAAGUCCGCUUCUCUCCCCAGACAUGAAGAAUCUCAUCCUGGAACUCGAGACCACGCAGUCCCCAUGUGUGCAAGGAUCGCUUGGCUCCCCUGGGCCUCCUGGCCCCCAGGGUCCACCAGGGCUUCCUGGCAAGACAGGACCAAAGGGAGAAAAGGGGGAGCUGGGCCGACCAGGAAGGAAGGGUAGACCUGGCCCCCCGGGUGUUCCUGGCAUGCCUGGACCCGUCGGCUGGCCUGGCCCUGAAGGACCCAGGGGUGAAAAAGGUGACCUGGGUAUGAUGGGCUUGCCAGGGUCAAGAGGACCAAUGGGCUCCAAGGGCUACCCUGGAUCCAGAGGGGAAAAGGGAUCCAGAGGUGAAAGGGGUGACUUGGGUCCCAAAGGAGAAAAGGGUUUCCCAGGAUUCCCUGGAAUGUUGGGGCAAAAAGGUGAAAUGGGUCCAAAGGGUGAGCCUGGGAUAGCAGGACACCGGGGACCCACAGGAAGACCAGGAAAACGAGGCAAGCAGGGGCAGAAAGGAGAUAGUGGAGUUAUGGGCCCACCAGGCAAGCCUGGGCCUUCUGGUCAACCUGGCCGUCCAGGUCCCCCAGGACCCCCGGGUCCCCCAUCAGCAGGACAACUUGUCAUGGGACCCAAAGGGGAAAGAGGAUUUCCCGGGCCUCCUGGAAGAUGUCUUUGUGGAACCUCAGUGAAUGUGAAUAACCCUUCCUACGGGGAAUCCGUGUACGGGCCCAGCUCCCCGCGAGUUCCUGUGAUUUUUGUGGUGGACAACCAGGAGGAGCUUGAGAGGCUGAACACCCAAAAUGCCAUUGCCUUCCGCAGAGACCAGAGAUCUCUCUACUUCAAGGACAGCCUUGGCUGGCUCCCAAUCCAGCUGACCCCUUUCUACCCUGUGGACUACACUGCAGACCACCGUGGCUCCUGCGGGGACGGGAUCCUGCAGCCCGGUGAGGAGUGCGACGAUGGGAACAACGAUGUGGGCGACGACUGCAUCAGCUGUCACCGGGCUUACUGUGGAGACGGUCACCGGCACGAGGGCGUGGAGGACUGUGACGGCUCCGACUUUGGCUACCUGACGUGCGAGACCUAUCUCCCUGGGUCGUACGGAGACCUGCAGUGCACUCCGUACUGCUACAUCGACUCCACGCCCUGCCGCUACUUCACCUGAGGGGCACGAGGAGAGGUGGGCUGCAUCCCACAGAACUGGCAGCAGCUUCUCCACCCUCAUCAAGCUGACCUUGCACCAUCCUGGUCCAGUUUCCACCACCCUCGUGCGACAAAAACAAGGACAAACUCUUGCUGCUAAGAUGCGCUUUUAACUCAGUCCGACUGGAAGAACUUAGGACCACCGCAUCCUGUCUUAAUCCAAAGUACCGGAAAACCUUCCACAUGCCCGACCUGGGAACCAUUCCCCAUAGCUACCAUUUGGCCAAUAGCCAACCUACAGCACCCUUUCUCUUCCGGAGUGUUGCCGAUGCAGGCCGUGGACUUGGCUUAGCACUGUUAGACACACACAGACCUGUGGGGCUGUUUGAGUUUGUUCUCAUCCCGUUUGGAGCAUCUGGGGUACAGGCCUCUCUGCUCCUCUGACCUCUGGAAAUGCGGGCAUUCUCACCCAAGGCAGCCGGCACUCUGGUCUGUCCAGGCCUGUGAACCACAAAGCAGGGAAGUGGGCCCGUUCUCUUGGGGUGGCUCCCAGCUUUGGACUCGCUGAGGGAACCCUCCACUGGCCACAGCCCGGCACAGCCUCAUGUGGAUGCAGCUCCCCCAGGAAGAGACCCAACUGUGAAAAACUACUGAGAAAGCCACCACACCCGUGCUCUGCCUGGGGUAGAGGGUAGGCUCAGCUGGGUGCUUGCCACGUGGACAACAGCAGAGCAGUGGCCUUCUGCUUCUCGACAUUUUCCAAAGGAGUGGCCCUUGUGGUUUCACCAUCCCUGGCACCAUCUUGACCUCAUGGCUCUCUGCACUUUGACCUCUGUCUUGCGAAUGCCCCUCAUAUCCAUUUCUUGUUCAGGAGAUUCGCUAGCAGAGGGUGACCUCCUGAGUCUGUGCCUGGGCAAGCUGUUGGUAUUUCCUCAGUCCUUAGGAAAACACUGCCUGGGUUUCCCCAGCUGGGGCCCCGUUACUGAGUACAUGCUCUGGGCAGAGAUGGUUUCUGUCCUAAGCUCCAGCUCUUGGCUGCCUGCUGAUUCCUGUGAGCACCCUGUGACCCCCUUCUGUGUCUCCAUAGUGCAUAGCCUUGUCCUCAUGUCUGUGUGCCAAACCCCCACAUUUCUACAGGGUCGUGAGUCCUGCAUGUCUGUGGGCUGCCUUUCAUCACCUUCUUUCCUGAG
Diceros bicornis minor is the source of this 2515-nucleotide messenger RNA. It is a transcript of the gene COLQ, whose product is annotated as collagen like tail subunit of asymmetric acetylcholinesterase. Lineage: Eukaryota; Metazoa; Chordata; Mammalia; Perissodactyla; Rhinocerotidae. The coding region runs from base 1 to 1347 and encodes 448 amino acids. The transcript has 17 exons. Gene Ontology annotation, molecular function: heparin binding. The record is from RefSeq and is a predicted model, not a curated record.